UGGUUAAACAUAUGUUGCAUGGUGCUUUAUCUAGUCUGUCCAUUGAGAAGGGAGGACAAACACGUCUAUUCAAAAAAUACUACAUAAUCUAUGAACCACCUUAGACAGCAAAAGUAGUAGUGAAACAAUUCUGAGAAUUCAAAAGAUAUAGAAUGGACAUGGAAACCCUUCAUGCAAUGGGAGUCUAUAUAAUACAAUAUCUUCAAGAAAACUUCAUGAAUUCUCAAGACUGGUUCAUCUUUGUAUCCUUCGCAGCUGAUCUAAGAAACACCUUCUUAAUAUUUUUCCCCAUAUGGUUCCACCUGUGUGAGUCAGUUGGCAUCAAGCUUAUAUGGGUCGCUGUAAUUGGGGACUGGCUCAAUCUCGUUUUUAAGUGGAUCCUCUUUGGGCAGAGACCUUACUGGUGGGUCCAUGAAACUUCCUUCUAUGUGAAUGUCACAGCUCCGGAUAUCAAACAAUUUUCUGUAACAUGUGAGACUGGUCCAGGUAGUCCAUCAGGGCAUGCUAUGGGUUCCUCUGCUGUGUAUUAUGUGAUGGCAUGUGCUGUUCUCACUAUGCUUCUAAACAACAACUCUUCUUUCAAAAGCAAGUGUCUGCGAAUGGCACUGUGGUCACUUUUCUGGGCAGUCCAAAUUAAUGUAUGCUUGUCUAGAGUAUUUGUAGCUGCACAUUUCCCUCAUCAAGUCAUUUUUGGUGUAAUUUCAGGCAUGGCAGUGGCAGAAGUUUUCAACCAUAUCCAAAUGAUCUACAGUGCCAGUUUGAAAGAAUAUAUUUCAACAACUGUAUUCCUUUUUUCAUUUGCAUUGGGCUUCUACUUACUGCUGAAGGUUUUUGGUAUUGACCUUCUGUGGACAAUAGAGAAAGCAAAGAAAUGGUGUGCCCAGCCAGAGUGGAUCCACAUUGAUACUCAUCCUUUUGCUGGCCUGCUUAGGAACCUUGGUAUUUUCUGUGGUCUUGGGCUGGCUCUAAAUUCUCAGAUGUACAAAUACAGUUGUAGAGCUAAGCAAGGACAACCAUUCCCCUACCAAAUCAGCUGCAUUGUAGCUUCAUUGCUAAUUCUAAAUCUCUUUGACUCUUUUGAACUUCCAGCUAAAAUGGAGAUGCUCUAUUACUUUUUGUCCUUCUCUAAAAGUGUUGCUGUUUCACUGGCUACUGUUGGAAUCAUUCCUUACUUCAUAUCACAUUUUUUUUUUAUCUAUAAGAAGGACAUAUAAUGGGAGUUCACUGGUUUGGACAAAAACAGUAUAUUAUUCUUAAAAAAAAAUAAAAACUAAGACAAAGAAAAAUCCUUUUCCAAGUAGCAGAUUUCUUCAAUUUAAUUAUAUUUUUAGAAGUCAAACCUUUAUAUUAUUUAUCCAUACAAAUGCCUUUUGUUUUUUGCUUUGUUUGCAAACUAAACAUGAUGAAAUAAAAACUGUGACAUGUAUGCACAAACAAUAGCUAUAUUAAGGUAAACUAUAGGCUAGGAAUACACAAUUGUAUUCCUAGCACAAUAGUACUCUUUAGUGCCCCCCUCACUUGCGGGCCCCC
Molecule: messenger RNA, 1530 nt
Organism: Pelobates fuscus (common spadefoot toad)
Lineage: Eukaryota; Metazoa; Chordata; Amphibia; Anura; Pelobatidae
Product: glucose-6-phosphatase catalytic subunit 1-like
Exons: 5
Coding region: 153-1214 (353 amino acids)
Biological process (GO): glucose 6-phosphate metabolic process; gluconeogenesis
Cellular component (GO): membrane
Molecular function (GO): glucose-6-phosphatase activity
Source: RefSeq, a predicted model, not a curated record